Messenger RNA from Acipenser ruthenus (sterlet), 1405 nucleotides. Its product is annotated as solute carrier family 22 member 18-like. Gene Ontology annotation, molecular function: transmembrane transporter activity. The record is from RefSeq and is a predicted model, not a curated record. Gene Ontology annotation, biological process: transmembrane transport. The coding region runs from base 1 to 1239 and encodes 412 amino acids. The transcript has 11 exons. NCBI's taxonomy places the organism in Eukaryota, Metazoa, Chordata, Actinopteri, Acipenseriformes, Acipenseridae.
AUGCAGGCAGUGAAGACAGUAGAGGAGAGCAGCUCAGGUCAAGCUGGCAGGAUGCAGAAGGUUAUUCGCAUUGCAUAUCUAAUCUUGGUUCUGGAAAUUACCUCUCUGUUUGCCCAGUUUUCCAUUACACCUUAUUUGGCAAAACGGCUGGGGUUCGAUACCAUCUGGUUUGGGUACCUGCAAACCACAGUAGGAAUAAUUCAGCUUUUGGGUGGACCUGUCUUUGGCAGGUUUGCGGAUCUGCAUGGCGCUCGCGCUGCCCUCACCCUGUCCAGCUUGUCUUCAGCUGUAUACUUCAUGAUCCUGGGCUGCGCCACGAAUGUGCCUCUUCUCUUCAUCUCCAAGCUGCCUGCCGUAUUCAUGCAUGGAAUGCCAGGCGUGCAGAUGGUCGUGACAGACCUGACUGAGCCAGGGAAUCGAGCCAGUGCUCUGGGUAGACUGGGGCUGUGCUUGGGGGUGGGCAUGAUCAUGGGCUCAUCGCUCGGGGGCUCCCUCAGCACACGAUACGGGGAAUCCUUUGCAGCGUUUGUUGCAGCAGCAGGGAGUCUCCUCAACGCUGCUCUGGUGGUGAAAUUCAUCCCUGCCCACACCAAGAAAUGGGCAGAAACAGAUAGUGCCACGGACAGUAAGGCCUUUUCUGUGUUCAGCCUGAGUGACAUCACCAGGCUGAUGAGGUUCCCUGGAGUUGGGGAGAUGUUCACCAUCAAGAUCAUUUCAGAACUGCCUUCAGGUAUUUUCCAGGUUAUGUUCUCCAUCAUUGCCAUGAAUUUCUUCCACCUUAAGGCUGAGCAGACAGGGUACCUCUUGUCCUACUUUGGGCUCGUCCAAAUGGUUAUCCAGGGUGGUGUGAUUGGAAGGUUGACGGAUAAAUAUUCUGAAAGAACACUGCUCCUGCUGUCAAUCGGCACUGCUAGCAUUGUGGGUUUGGCUCGGGCACUGAUGACAAAUGUACAAGAGUUCUGUGCAGUUGUCAUACCAAUGAUGUUUUCUCUGUGUCUGUUCAAUGUCAUCACAGACACCAUCGUAACAAACAGUGUUCCCUCUUCUGACACUGGUACAAUGCUGGGGCUGUGCUCCUCAGUCCAGGCACUGCUCCGGACUGUCGGUCCAACCAUAGGAGGAUUUCUAUACCAGAAUUACGGUGUCUUGUCUGGUUACAUACAGUGUUUAGUCAAUCUGCUGCUCUUUCUCUACCUCUUGAAAAGCAACUUCAGAAAAACCGAAGAGCAGCAAAGUUGAAAGUUGAACUGUAUAACUGAAACGAAAAUCCAGGUUUUGUUUAUGUGUAUAAUGUACAUUAGCACAAAAAGAAUUUAGUGUGAUUUAAAGUACAUUGUAUUAGUCUUUGGAGUACUGAAACCUCAAAACAAGCUUGCCACAAUGCUUUGUUCUCCCCUGAUGGUUU